Molecule: messenger RNA, 1341 nt
Organism: Lachnellula hyalina
Lineage: Eukaryota; Fungi; Ascomycota; Leotiomycetes; Helotiales; Lachnaceae
Gene: dctn2-a
Product: Dynactin subunit 2-A
Exons: 3
Coding region: 1-1341 (446 amino acids)
Biological process (GO): mitotic spindle organization
Cellular component (GO): cytoplasm; dynactin complex
Source: RefSeq, a predicted model, not a curated record
AUGGCACUCAACAGAAAGUAUGCUACCUUGCCGGACUUAGACUCUGCACCAGACAUUUACGAAACUCCUGAGUUGACCGACGACAACUCCACAGCUCCAACGGGAAGAGACCGCUCGCAAUCGACUUCCUCCUCCUAUAAAGACUUCGACGACGAAGAAGACGAUGCUCCUGGCAUCUCCCGUUCCCGACUGCACCCAGAUGAAGCACGCUCGCACUUCUCCCCCGCACAAAUCGAUGCCCGAGACGUAGAUUUUUCUGACCGAGUUACUGCGAAGCGGAAGUCCUACAAGGCUUCUACAAGACGACAAAAGAUACGGGAAGAUGGCAAGGUUACUGAAGAGUAUGGGGAUUUCAGUGACGAGGAGGACGGAGAGAGUUUGGAGAGGAAGCUUGCGAGAUUGAGGAGGGAAAUAGAAGAGGUGAAGGAAGAAUGUGGCAGGCGGCAAGCUGAGAAGAAGGACACCGCUAAUGGUAGCAAGAACCUGGAGCCAGACGUUACGGCGCUGAGCAGAAUGCUGGAUGGGAUUUCUACAAGUCAAGGAGGGGCAUCUUCAAGCGUCAGUGCGAAAUUCGUAAAGGAUCUCGGAACUGGAAUCAAAGCAAACGGGCCAGCACACACUUCACAAGGCGCGGGUGAACCAGCUACCUACACAGUCACAUAUGCUCCUACCUACCAACAAAGCCACGCCUUGGCCAAAGCCGCCGAUUUCGAUGGACGUUUAGCGCUUUUAGAAAAAGCACUUGGGCUUGACCCCAUAGCUUUCGACUCCAACGGAACUCCAAAAGCGAUCUUGCCUACGCUAGACACGCUUCAGCGCCAGGUUUCACUCAUCUCCGAGUCUACUCCAUCUUCUCUUGAUACCAUCAGCCGACGAGUUCGUACUCUAGCACAGGAAGCUGAACGGCUGGAGGAGACGCGGAAAGCUGCCAAGGCUGCUCAAGAUGCGCUGAGAGCAGUCGGAGGUGAUGUUUCUUCUGACGAUGGCGAGGAUUCGGAACAAACGUCCAAGAUUCACGCAUUGUACGGCACACUUCCAACAAUUGAAAAUCUUGCUCCGCUCUUGCCACCGCUGCUAGAUAGACUACGUUCAUUGCGAGCAAUUCAUGCAGACGCUGCCACGGCCGGCGAAAGUUUAGAUGUAGUGGAGAAGAAGCAGACAGAUAUGGCUGGAGAUAUCAAGAAAUGGAGGGAAGGAUUAGAGAAAGUGGAGGAGGCGCUGAAGCAGAAUGAGACUACUAUGGGUGGUAAUAUGAAGGUUGUUGAAGGGUGGGUCAAGGAGAUAGAGGCGAAGAUGGAGAGCUUACUUUAUCCUUCCUACCACUCGGGAGAGAUGAGCUGA